AUGGCUGCCAUUGAAGAGCUUGCUGAUUCAAUGCGCAAACCCGUGCCGGAUCCUAACUCUACGAUCAUUUUUGUCUCCAUAACCCUGGGCCUCUUGUUACCACAGACGCAGAAUAGAGAUGGGAGAUUGAGUUCCAAUUUUGAUAUGAAGGAAAAUUUGAUUCGGUAUUCGGAGGAAAUGAUGGAGAAUGGUUUGCGAAAAUUUGGGUGGUCGGGGAUGGUACAAUGCAUCCUUGUGUCGAGUGCAAUGUACUUUGAUGCACAGCAAUCCUUCAUGGCCAUCUACUCUGACGACUACCCAACUUGGCACUGCACAGAUCUCACCACAUGCACUUCUCAUUCCAAUAUCUGCAACAUUCCAAAGUCAUCUUGGGCAUGGGAUGGACCCUCUUCUAAGACAAUCAUAUCAGAGUUUGACCUUGAAUGUUCCAGCAGCUUCAUCACCGGUUUACCCCAAUCGUCUUUCUUCCUAGGUUGCUUUCUUGGUUCCUUUCUUCUUGCCAGCUUGGCUGACACAUCUCUUGGAAGAAAGAACCUCCUUAUUCUCUCCUGUUUCUGUAUGUCCUUAGCUUCUAUUAUGAUUGUUUUCUCAACCAAUGUUUGGACCUACUCAGCUUUGAAGUUCCUCAUUGCCUUUUCGCGUUCAUCCGUUGGAACAUGUGUUUUAGUGUUACUCACGGAGAAAGUGAGCACAGAGUGGAGGUUCACUGUGGGGAUUGUUGAAUAUUUAUGCUUUACUUUGGGGUAUAUGGCCUUGCCUGGAAUAGCUUAUUUAAACAGAAAUUCCUCGUGGAAAUCUCUUUAUGUGUGGACGUCCGUUCCUGCUAUUUGUUAUUCUCUGUUUGCUCACCUUUUUGUUACUGAGUCUCCAAGGUGGCUUCUCAUGCAAGGUCGAGAACAAGAAGCCAUGGCAAUGCUUACAGGAAUUUCUAAUUAUUUAGUAGAAAAUGAUCCUAAUUUGACUGCAAGCCUACUAAAAGUUCCUAUUGUCAAACAAAAUUCUUCAAUUUUCCAACUGUACUCAUCAAUAGCAGAGUUGUUUGAGAGAAGUUGGGCUCUCAAACGGACGGUAGCAAUUAUGGUGCUUGGUCUUUGGGUUGGCAUGGUGUAUUUCGCCAUGCCUUUGGCCGUGGGGAAUUUGGGAUUCGACAUUUACUUGGCCGUUGUGUUUUAUGCUUUCUUGGAAAUACCCUCUUGUGUGGCCACAUACUUCUUGGAAAACUACAGAAGAAAGCCAUCUAUUCUUGCAUUCGCAGUAGCUAGUGGGAUAUGCUGCAUAUUGUGUGCGAUCGUUGGCACUGGGCUGCAAGUGGCUAAGGUGGGGAUAUCAUUGGUAGCAUUUUUCAGUGUUGUCACGGCUUAUAAUGUGUUUCUCCUUUACAUCAUCGAGCUGUUUCCCACGAGUGUAAGGAACACCACCACCUCAUUGGUGAGGCAAGCCGUUGUGUUUGGUAACAUAUUUAGCCCAUUUUUUGUAUCUGCGGGGAGGAAGAAUGAUAUUUUCUCCUAUGGCCUGUUUGGAGUGGUUAUAAUCUCGUCCUCUUUGGCUUUGCUCUGUUUGCCAGAGACCAUAGGAAUAGCUCUUUGUGAUACCAUGGAUCAACAAGAGAUUAAGGACAAGAUAUCUGCGCCAAAUGUUUAA
Molecule: messenger RNA, 1641 nt
Organism: Sphenostylis stenocarpa
Lineage: Eukaryota; Viridiplantae; Streptophyta; Magnoliopsida; Fabales; Fabaceae
Source: the annotation of a GenBank genome assembly